Messenger RNA from Glycine soja, 582 nucleotides. Its product is annotated as immediate early response 3-interacting protein 1-like. Gene Ontology annotation, cellular component: endoplasmic reticulum membrane; Golgi membrane; COPII-coated ER to Golgi transport vesicle. Gene Ontology annotation, biological process: endoplasmic reticulum to Golgi vesicle-mediated transport. The record is from RefSeq and is a predicted model, not a curated record. The transcript is spliced from 3 exons. Bases 145 to 378 code for a protein of 77 amino acids. Lineage: Eukaryota; Viridiplantae; Streptophyta; Magnoliopsida; Fabales; Fabaceae.
AAACUCUUGGAUUCCUUCAAAGAAACACAAAAACGGUGCGUUUCGAUCAGGUUGGUUUUCUCCUUCCUCGCUCGCACUUCUUCGUUCAGCAUCAGCAUGAUCUGAUUGUGUUUCGUCUCACCCCACCGUUCCGUUUUCAGGGAAAUGGGUCUGUGGACUUUACUUGAGGGGUUUCUUCUUCUUGCAAAUGCGCUAGCGAUAUUAAAUGAGGACCGCUUUCUUGCACCUAGAGGAUGGGGCUUCCAAGAUUUCUCGGGUGGAAGGACUAAGUCGUUCAAAGGCCAGCUUAUAGGCCUCAUUUAUGCAACUCAGUACCUCAGAGUUCCUCUCAUACUUCUCAAUUCCAUCUGCAUUUUUGUGAAGUUGGUGUCCGGAUGAUGCUUGACUAGGUGUUUCUGUCAGAUGAUUGCACAAAGGUCUUCAAGACAGUAGGGUUGCCAAAUUCCACUGUAGAAAUAUCAAUUGAAGUAAUUGUCUUGUUUUUUGUGAUAUUGUUCAUUGCCACACAAUAGUGUUCUCAAUAGUAACAUAGGCUGAAAUGAAGGGCAUUAUGAUUUUAAAUUCAGUUUUCUAUUCAAUUUA